AUGGUAACAAAGCGACCACGCCCUCGUCGGUCGCAUGUGCUCGGAGGUUGUAGCACUUGCAGGCGCCGGCAUGUCAAAUGUGACCAGAAACGGCCCGUCUGUCGGACCUGUAGGGCGCUCGGAGUGACCUGCGAGGGGUUCUCCGAUCAAGUGCUUUGGAUGCGCACUAAUAGCGAGGAAGCUGAGGGACCUCGUCGGGGCACUAGGCGACAUCUCUAUACAGAACAAUCCAGACUGUCUAUGAGCGCUGCUCUCAAAUCAGAUUUAAUAUCCGGAUCUAUUGAUGCGUCUUUGGCAGAAGUUGACUCAAGAUCAAGAGACCCGGAGCGUUCACUUGAUAAUGAUAUUAUUAUCGGACCUUUUGCGGUCCUUGACUUUUCUACUGCGCCAGAGAAACUACAAACACAGCAAGAAUUACCGGAAGUCGAAUCUAUCCCACUUCUUUCCGAAAGAUCACCUGGGGCUUUACCUGACCAAAUUGAGACCUUGGUUUCAGAGGACGUACAAGGUCCCAGCCCUUCUUCAAUCCUAGAUACCCUAUCCCAUAUAGAUGACUUUCUCCAUUGGUCCGAUCUAUUGAGCUUCAGUCCAGAUCAAACUGAAUUCGCUCCGAAUGGAGCAUCAAAUAUUCCAAAUGAUCUAAUGUUCGAUAUGAGCCAAGAAAUGGGAUUACUCCCAGCAGACUCCACCAUGAAUGACGAGCUGCUCCGAAUGUUCACGCCCCAGCAGACGCCGGCUGAUUUUCUACCAACGGAAACAGACGCUUUGAAUGAUGGCCCCUGCCUUCUGAAACACUUCCAAGAUAUCGUUAUCCCGCACAUAAUGGCAAUCCCCUGUCUGCAGAAAUCACCUUGGAAGAUUCUAAACGUUCCAGCUGCUGUAGUCACUUAUGGUGACUCAACAUUUCUUGGGACGGAAAAGAUCAGCCAUGCUAGACUUGCAAAUUUGUAUGGCUUGCUUGCAUGCUCGGCUAUUCAUCUUGUCCUUAACCCUUCGACAACAUCAACUAAACCACCUGAGCAUUGGUGGUCGGUUGCUAACCAGGCGUACCAACAAGCCAAAGACCAUAUGCAAACAUCAUUGCAAACCGAAACGCAUGGACUUAAAAAGGCAAAAUACAAAGAUCAGCUAAUGGCUGCAUGUAUCCUUAUACAAUUUACAAUAAUGUCCGGUCAGCAGCAACAUGCUCGAUGUUUUAUGAUUGAUGCAGAACGUUUAUUACGACUUCGAGGACUAUCAAAGACACGAAUAUCAAAGAAAGCCCGACUUCUACACCAUGUGUACACCUGGCUGCGAAUCGUCGGCGAGAGCACUUUCGUCCUCCACGACUAUGAAAUUUCCUCCUCUUCCCUCGAAGCUCUUGGCUCUCGAUUCAAGUCUCAUCGAUCAAAUGCCACAAGAUCCUCUGAUCCAACUAUUACCAAGGAACCAAAUCCCCGACUAGAUGAUUUCCUUCGCCUUGAAAGCCAAAACUCAGAUAAUGAUCUGAACAUCGAUGAACCGAAAGAUCAAACAUCCGGACUACAUGACAUUCAUCUCCAAGACUCACGAAGUUAUCCGGAGACACUAUACAAGCAGAUCUACGGUAUCCCAGAAACAUGGCUGAGCUUAAUGUCACAAACUACCAGACUAGCAAACGUACUAGAGACAUUCCGCACAGCUCGCGAGUCGGGCAAAGAUGUCAACUUUGAAGCCUGGGAUACCCUGCAACGACGCAGUAUGCGUUUGGAAAACAUGAUCUGCUCUUUUAGUCUGGGUCGGACGAGGGGUGGAGUCUUGGAACUGCAUGCCGACUCCAAACCCCACAGUCAUAUGGUUGAAGCUUUGAAUGCAGCUCUAGUAAUCUUCUUCUAUAGAAGAAUCAGACAAACCCACCCAGCUGCUCUCCAAGGCCAUGUCGACAAUGUCAUCACCGCACUAGAGUCAUGCAGUGCGGCUCUUGCGCCUGAUGACCCCACUGGUCCGGGGACAGCUUGGCCGCUAUUCAUUGCAGGAUGCGAGGCUAUGUCGCCGUCAAGGCGGGAGGCUAUUACAAACCUGUUGGACAGAGCGAGUUCUGUUUGUGGGUUUGCGGCCUUUACCACCGCUAGAAAUAUCAUUACUGAGGUGUGGAGCAGGCAAGAUGAACAUCUUACUGCCAACCGAGGUGACAUUAUGCCAUCUUGGGUCGAUACUGUGAAGCAAGGACAUAUAUGGCCUUUGUUUUGUUGA
Penicillium nucicola is the source of this 2211-nucleotide messenger RNA. RefSeq names its product Zn(II)2Cys6 transcription factor. The record is from RefSeq and is a predicted model, not a curated record. Lineage: Eukaryota; Fungi; Ascomycota; Eurotiomycetes; Eurotiales; Aspergillaceae. Bases 1 to 2211 code for a protein of 736 amino acids. Gene Ontology annotation, biological process: positive regulation of transcription by RNA polymerase II. Gene Ontology annotation, cellular component: nucleus. The transcript is spliced from 3 exons. Gene Ontology annotation, molecular function: transcription cis-regulatory region binding; zinc ion binding; DNA-binding transcription factor activity, RNA polymerase II-specific.